Molecule: messenger RNA, 1988 nt
Organism: Ilyonectria robusta
Lineage: Eukaryota; Fungi; Ascomycota; Sordariomycetes; Hypocreales; Nectriaceae
Product: FAS1 domain-containing protein
Exons: 2
Coding region: 343-1692 (449 amino acids)
Biological process (GO): macroautophagy
Cellular component (GO): fungal-type vacuole membrane
Source: RefSeq, a predicted model, not a curated record
UGACGCGGAUGACGCUGAUAUCCCGCAGACCGGCAUCCCAUUGGCCUUCGGCGUUGCAUUCCUCCUUUUUUCCCACUGCGGAUAAGGUGAUAUUUAAACCUGAGCUGCCUGCGAUCACGUCUUCAGCUGCCAAGCUGUGAAGCUCGCCAAGCUUUGGAACUAAUAAGUCGCGCCAUUAUCUGAUCAGGUCGACCUGGAUGCGAGUUGAUUCAUUCACCAACAAACCUCGAUCCUCUGCGGACCUUCAAAUAGUUCACCUAUAACCGUAUCGGCUUGAUUGACGCCCUCCGACCUCGACGAUAUCUCUCUCCGAUCUUACAAGUUCAUUGCCGAUAAGAUACGAUGAGGCUCACCGUAUCGCUCGCAUCGGUCGCUGCGGUAUCGGCGCUCGCCGUGCUGAAAGACGGUCCCGACUUUUUCAAGGACCAAAUCCAUCACGCAGAGUCUCUGCUCGGAGAUACUCGGUCGAAGCUCACCUCCUCAUUCGACGAAGCUGUCGAUUUUCUCUCCUCAGGGAUAGCGAAUGCCAUCCAUAAUGCCGAAGAAAAGGUUCGCAAUGAGGUCGGCGCGAUAUUCGCUCAGGAAUCCGGCCACGGCAACCGUGGAUCCGCCGCUGGGUACGACGUCGACCUUGUUGAGCACGACCAAUCUAACUACACCAUCUACGAGCUCAUUUCCAAGAGCAACCACACGACCGAGUUCUACAAGCUUGUGAAGGACCACUCAAAGGUGGUGAAGCUGCUCAACGAUUCCGAUGCGUCGUACACUCUGUUCGUGCCGAUUGACAAGGCGUUCGAGGACAUCCCCAAGCACAAGAAGCCGAGCGAUGAAUUCGUCGAGGAUCUGCUCGAUUAUCAUGUUGGAGUGGGUAGCUAUCCUGCUGUGAGAAUUCUCACGACACACACUCUCCCGACAGCAUUGGAGGAGAAGUUCCUCGGCGGAAAGCCCCAGCGCCUCCGAACCAGCGUUGGAAUCUCGGGCGUGCGUGUCAAUGUCUACAGCAAAGUUGUUGCCGUGAACAUUAAAGCGAAGAAUGGCUACAUCCACGCCGUUAACAAGAUCCUCAUCCCACCCACCAUGAUUGGUCGAGAGAUUAGCUUCUUCCCGGCCCAGUUCUCUACUCUCCUCCUCGCAUACGACAAGACCGAUUUUGUCAAAUACAUACACGCCGUCAAGAUGAUCGGUAGCACCGUGUUUGCCCCCUCGAAUUCGGCAUGGGAGCGCCUGGGCCCCAGAGCAAACGCGUUCCUCUUCAACACCGAGAAAGGAAAGAAGUACCUGACAGCCCUCCUGAAAUACCAAAUCGUGCCGAACAUCACCCUGUACAGCGACGAGAUCUACUACGGAGACGACAAGACGACAAAGCCUGAGGUGGUGAUGGACGGCGUCGACCAUUUCCACUUGGAACUCCAUCCUUUGUUGGAGAAGAGCAGCUUGGGAGUGGAUGUGUACAACUGGAAGGGUUGGACCUCGAUAGUUGUAAAUGGGGCCGUGAAGGUUGGGUUCCAGGAUGGCAUUGGUAAGAACGGUGUUAUCCAUGUGGUUGAAGACAUCCCACUUCCUCCGUGCAAGCGUGGUGGAAAGGAGAGCGAUGCAUGGACCGGUGAGAUUGAAGUGGAGGAUCUGAUGGAGAGACUGAGUGAGUUUGUGGAUGAGGAUGAUGAGCAAGACUGGAUAACAGGCGAUCUUUAAAGGUGAGAUGCCGCGAGGCUUCACAAGGCACUGGGACCGAGCAUAAACGAGGGAGGUUCUUAUACUUACAUUCCACUCCAGUCAUGUGUAAUUGUAUCAAAGUUGACGUCGUAAAACUUAAUCAAUCGAGAACCUUAUGUCCGUGGAUUCGACAAUUACGUAGGAAUAUAUUGACAUGGACGCAAACGCGUACUGGGAGAUUGGGUCGUUCGCCAGCGAUGAGACACUCCGUCACUUUUAUGUCAGACGUUUUACAGCCCGUUUUGAAGCAAUUGAUUCCAAAACGAUGAGAGUAG